AUGGCAUCGGAAGAAAACGAAAGCAAGAUGGAUGUGGAUGGAGUCGAAAAGAACAAUAUUGCAGAUGAUAACUUUAGUGAUGAUGAGGCACCAUCAACAGUGGAUGACAAGAAGGUCGUGAUAGGAGGAAACGGACAAAUGGAUGACACGGCACUAUUGAAGAUAGGCGUGAGACCAACGCCAAAACCAGUUCCAAAGGAGAAAAGGAUAACAACUCCAUACAUGACGAAAUAUGAAAAGGCAAGAAUAUUAGGAACCAGAGCUUUACAGAUUGCAAUGAAUGCACCUGUUCUUGUUGAUAUAGAGGGAGAGACGGAUCCACUUCAAAUUGCCAGAAAGGAGCUUGCUCAAAAGAAGAUCCCACUUAUCGUGAGGAGGUAUCUACCUGAUAACUCUUAUGAGGAUUGGAGUGUCGAGGAGUUAAUCAUUGAUUAA
This is a messenger RNA of Brettanomyces bruxellensis, 435 nucleotides long. RefSeq lists its product as uncharacterized. Gene Ontology annotation, biological process: DNA-templated transcription. The transcript has a single exon. NCBI's taxonomy places the organism in Eukaryota, Fungi, Ascomycota, Pichiomycetes, Pichiales, Pichiaceae. The coding region runs from base 1 to 435 and encodes 144 amino acids. Gene Ontology annotation, molecular function: DNA-directed RNA polymerase activity; DNA binding. The record is from RefSeq and is a predicted model, not a curated record. Gene Ontology annotation, cellular component: RNA polymerase I complex; RNA polymerase III complex; nucleus.